This is a messenger RNA of Somion occarium, 1189 nucleotides long. The record is from the annotation of a GenBank genome assembly. Lineage: Eukaryota; Fungi; Basidiomycota; Agaricomycetes; Polyporales; Cerrenaceae.
AGUCGGCGGAAUCAUUUCGAGGGUCCAGUGGCAUGUCCAAGAACUGCUUUUUCUGUUUAUUGUCUUCAAUACACACUUCAUCAUGGACUUGAGAACGGUGAACGAGCUGCUGGCUGGUAGCGUUGGCGGGGCUGCGCAAGUACUCGUCGGGCAACCUCUCGACACGAUCAAGACGCGUGCUCAAGUUGCUCCUAAGGGGAUGUUUAAAGGUCCCAUGGAUAUUCUGAUACAGACUGUCCGCAAGGAGGGCUUCUUCGCUCUUUAUAAAGGAAUGGCCAGCCCUUUGAUUGGCAUUGCUGGUGUUAAUUCAUUACUCUUUGCCGCAUACGGCACAUCCAAACGAAUCAUAUCUCCAUUCCCUCAACUAUCACUGAAAGAAAUAGCUGCUGCUGGCGCUAUGGCAGGUGCAGCUAACGCUAUUCUUGCUAGUCCAGUGGAAAUGUUCAAGGUCCGCAUGCAGGGUCAGUAUGGCUCCAAGGACGAUAAACGUCUGCGUGCAGUUGUUCGCGAAAUGUGGUCAAAUUGGGGCUUUCGUAACGGCAUUAUGCGCGGUUAUUGGGUAACAGUAGCCCGAGAGAUUCCCGCUUACGCUGGAUUUUAUACAGCGUUCGAAUUCUCAAAACGCAAAUUUGCUUCAAAGUAUGGCCAACAACUACCUGUGUGGGCAUUGCUUACAAGUGGGGCCACUGGUGGGAUCGCCUACUGGUUGGCUUGUUACCCGCUAGACGUCGUCAAGUCCCGCAUUCAAUUACGUCCUGAACCGCCCAAAGGCACACCUGUGCAAUACAUCGCUCGCGAAAUCAAGACUAUUCUGGUAGAGUCUGGAGUAGCUGGUCUAUUCAGGGGUCUUUCGCCAUCUCUUAUCCGAAGUAUACCUGCUGCUGCCAGCACGUUUGCCGCUUUCGAGAUUACGAGAGAGUAUCUACAGGAAUUCACUGGAGUAUAAUGCAUUGCGUUCUUGGCCACAUAUCUUGUUGAGGAAGAAAGACUUAUCCGCCAUUACGAGCGAUGGACCUUUGUGGGAGAAGGCCGUUCACCACACUGUCGAGAGUGAGUAGUGAAUAUUCGCAGGAAGUUGCACCUAGUCCUGAGGAGAAUGCACAUAUGCGUGCAAGACCUUUUGAACCAACUUCCGGUCAAAUUAAGGAUAUUCGGCGCUGGCUUUAUCAUGAUCUUUGUCUCAAUCGUC